AUGUGGGUAGAGGCGUACCAUGCAGCCUGCGCAGAAGUGUCGGCGGAUGUGCGGGAGGACGUCAGCAGCAGCGGCACAACUGGAGAGCUGAUUGUGCGCGGAAAUACCUUUGGCAACUUCAAGAACCGCGUGACUGACACCGAUGUACAGGCGAUACUGGCUGCGCUCCGUGUAUGCCCUGGUAUGUCUGCGCUGUAUCUCCCUUACAACAACAUCACCAGCGAGGGCGGUGUGCUGCUCGGCAAGGCGCUCGGACAUCAGCUUGAUAGCAUUAUCACACUCGACGUGCAGUACAACUCACUGGAGGCGGAGGCGGGUGUGGCGAUAGCACAAGGGCUGCAGCGGAACGACUCGCUCUGCCAUCUGACGCUCGCCGGCAACCCACUUGGUGGCAGCUGCGGUGCGGCCCUCGGCGAGGCGCUGCGGCAGAACAUGAACCUCGCGGUGCUGGAUCUCUUCAACACCGACCUGAGCAUGGAGGCGCUCGUGCACAUCUGCCGCUCCUUGGAGGUGAACAAGGGACUCUCCUCCCUCAACAUCGGGCGACCACUGCUGCACGGAGUUGACGAGCUGGAGAGCGUCGUGAAUCAUCUCUCCGUUGCUCUUCAGCGCAACUCCACACUGGAGGAGCUGCACAUGGCGUACUUUGGCCUCGUCGAUGACUGCCUGCAGACCUUGGUUCUGGCGCUCUGCGGAUCGGCAGUCACGACCCUCUGCAUCAAGGGCAACAAGCUGUCGCAGGACGCCGGCCAGCUGCUGGCGCGUCUUCUGGACCGCCGGCACGACUUCCGAAAUCUCGAUGUCAGUUGCAACCGUCUGCGCGACGCCGGUGCAGAGGCUCUAGCGAAAGGCGUGGCGCACCACCCUCAACUGGAGUCUCUGGGUCUUGAGAGCUGCACGAUCAGUGAGCGUGGCCUUGUGGUGCUCGUUGAAAGCUUUAAGAGCUGCGCGACUGUGCGUCGUCUAACCCUCUGGGGCAAUGAUGUGACGCCGACGGUGGCUUCCGCGCUCACUACAACCUUUUGCGACCUGUGCGAGCUUGAUCACAUUGACGUCGGCGUUGUGGAGCAGGACGGGCAACUGGUGGCCUACCGUGCCUGA
Messenger RNA from Leishmania mexicana MHOM/GT/2001/U1103, 1101 nucleotides. RefSeq lists its product as hypothetical. The transcript has a single exon. Gene Ontology annotation, molecular function: protein binding. NCBI's taxonomy places the organism in Eukaryota, Euglenozoa, Kinetoplastea, Trypanosomatida, Trypanosomatidae. Bases 1 to 1101 code for a protein of 366 amino acids. The record is from RefSeq and is a predicted model, not a curated record.